Dendroctonus ponderosae (mountain pine beetle) is the source of this 4425-nucleotide messenger RNA. RefSeq names its product hormone receptor 4 (gene Hr4). Bases 774 to 3323 code for a protein of 849 amino acids. The record is from RefSeq and is a predicted model, not a curated record. Gene Ontology annotation, biological process: regulation of DNA-templated transcription. Gene Ontology annotation, molecular function: zinc ion binding; sequence-specific DNA binding; DNA-binding transcription factor activity. Lineage: Eukaryota; Metazoa; Arthropoda; Insecta; Coleoptera; Curculionidae. The transcript is spliced from 9 exons.
UCAAAAAAUAAGUGAAACUGAAGGACACUGACAUGUAGCGGUGCUUUGUCAGUUUGGCAGCUGGUCAGAGUACGUCAAACUAGUGACGGCAAGGUGACAGAGGUGGGUGAAAGACGACCCUGUCGCGUCGAAGAGUGCUUUUUUCGUGGAAAAAGGAGUUUUCCGGGGGAUUCAUCCGGGUGUUAUGAAAGCGGAAACGAAAGAUGCAGUAUAAAGUAAACGGGCGGGCGAGCCGGCAGCAAAAUUCUCGUGUGCUGCCUUUCCCCACCACCGCGAUGUCGUAAGCCACAGGUCAUUCACCUCGCACUCAGUCCCGGCGAACACAGCUACGUACUCGCAACUCUUCAUGUGCACGGUGUCCUUAUUUUUCACAUAGUACUUAGCUGAUAAGGCUGUCCGAGCAUGCCCUAGAACACCCUCUGGAUACGAAAAACACUAAUUACCCAAAUAGGCGAGCUGGCGAGCGAGUGUCGCGACGGCCCGCGUGACCAUCGGUGGCAUUGUGCAUGAAAAGUGAACUGGCGGACUUUCGUUUAUUUUGGCUUUUCGCGUAAAUAACAAUGUUUAUGUUUGGGCCGGCACCACGAGCCAGUGCUUAGUGGUCGGGGUGUGGUGUGACUCGUAAAAAGGGGGGCUGCGAGAACACCAUGAGAACUGGAUAAACGGGCAACGAUUGCCGAGACGCUGGAGCCCAAGCAAUGACUGGAUCAAAAUCAACCUCAUCUGUUAUCUGGCCCGGAUAAAGUGCCUCGAUUAUUGCAAAAAAAUGAAUUAUGACCCUUACGCGUACCCCGUGUGAGCUCGACAAGAUGAGCCUUUUCCAAGAUCUGAAAUUGAAAAGGAGAAAGGUUGACUCAAGAUGCAGCAGUGACGGCGAAUCGGUCGCCGAUACCAGCACGUCUUCGCCAGAUCUCAUCAUUCCAUCAUCGCCGAAAAUGUCGGACGGCACCCUUAACAACCCGCCCAGUCCGGACUCGACGCCCAAUCAGCAGCUGAUCAAGCCGGAACCCACGCUGGACAAGGUCUCGAACCGGCUGGAAGAUUCCGGGGUGUUCGAUGGAGGCGGCACGACCGGAUCGGCCAACUCUGGAGCGACGGCCAGCGUGAUCCGGAGCCUGCGGAGCCAGAGCCCGCCAGCCCUAAGGCCGGCGCCCCCUUUCAGUCCAUCGCAGCCGCCAAGGCCGCACAGUUCCCCGGGGCGACCGGCUAAUACCAGUCCUGUGAUCAAACAUGCGCCUCUCUUGCUUCACCCGACCACGCCCAGUCCGCCUAGGAACCUGACACCGACCAUGCCGAUGGGCUGCGAGUCGCCCUCCAAUCCCAAUUUGCCAUUCAUGCAGUCGCGGCAACGGGGCGUCAUAAUCAGCCAACCGCAGGCCUCGCUGGUUCAGAGCCAGCUGUGGCUGAAACAUCAGCGCAUCAACGGAGUGAAGCCGGAGCUGAUAGGGGGCAGCUUUGGAGCCACGUCGCCUACGCAUGUUCCAGACUUGCGCUCCCCAAGCAGCCCCAUGCCUAGGACGACCACCAGCAUGCCAGUCAGGCAAACACCCACAGUGAUAAUGGGUGAGGCUGGAGGAGUGAGGACGAUGAUCUGGUCCCAGCCCACGCUCUGCACCACACCCACGUCUCCUACCGGAGUGGAUCCGCCCCUGUUUCCCACCACCUCCAGCUGGCCCGCGGCGGGCAGCCCCAUUUCGAACCCUGAGGAAAGCGCUGCGCAAAUGCUGCUCAACCUGGGGCAGGAUAAUCGGUUGGGGCGAAUCCCAGUCAGCAGGUCCAUGCAGUCCCCGUCUCAAUCGAUCCCCAACCUCUCCACCGCGCCGCUGAACAUGGAGAGGCUGUGGGAGGGCGACCUGCGGCAAAUCCCGCUAACGCAGCAGACGCAAGCCCUAAAUCUCACCUCGCCCACGGGGCUGACGCCUCAGAAUCUGUUCCCGGGCGGUUCGAAUCUGCGGCUGAUGGGGUUGGGGCUGGGCGAGCCCAGUGCUAGCAACGAGCCCCCCGAGCAGGGCGAGGAGGAGGAGCAGCCUAUGAUCUGCAUGAUUUGCGAGGACAAGGCGACGGGGCUCCACUAUGGCAUCAUAACGUGUGAAGGGUGCAAAGGGUUCUUUAAACGGACGGUUCAGAACCGAAGAGUGUACACGUGUGUGGCAGAUGGUAACUGUGAAAUCACGAAGGCGCAGCGAAACCGGUGCCAGUACUGUCGAUUCAAGAAAUGCAUCGAGCAGGGGAUGGUCUUGCAAGCUGUUCGAGAGGAUCGAAUGCCCGGAGGUCGGAACAGCGGCGCUGUAUACAAUCUCUACAAAGUCAAGUAUAAAAAGCACAAAAAGCCGAGCAAAGCGGUGACAAAAAACCAGGAAAAGAGCAUGCAGCAGUUCAAGGAGCAGCAGCAACAGCAACAACAGCAGCAGCAGCAACAGCAGCAGCAGCUACAGCCUGCAGGAAUUCCGCCGAAUCUAGUGAACGGUACCAUUCUGAAGACAGCUCUGACCAAUCCGAGCGAGGUGAUUCGGCUGCGCCAGCGCCUGGACAGCGCCGUGUCCAGCUCGCGGGACAGAACGUUUUCGGUGGAAUACGCUCUGUCGAUGAUCAAGACCCUGAUCGACUGUGAUGAGUUUCAGGAUAUUGCGACCUUGCGGAACCUGGACGAACUUCUGGAUCAUAAUACGGAUCUGAGCGAGAAGCUGUGUAAUAUUGGGGACUCGAUUGUGUACAAAUUGGUGCAAUGGACUAAGAGGCUGCCCUUCUACUUGGAGCUACCGGUCGAAGUCCAUACGCGGUUGCUGACACACAAAUGGCAUGAACUGUUGGUGCUUACCACUUCGGCUUACCAGGCCAUCCAGAAGGCGGCCAGCGAACAACAGCUGCAAACCUCCUCCACAAUGAUAGAGCCGGACUUUAGCCAAGAGGUGGAAACGAAUUUGUGCACCUUGCAGAACUGUCUCACAUCGAUGAUGGGUCGAGAGAUCACGAUAGAGCAGCUGCGCCAAGACGUGGGGCUGAUGAUUGAGAAGAUUACGCAUGUUACGCUCAUGUUUCGUCAGAUCAAACUCACUAUGGAGGAGUACGUGUGCCUUAAAGUUAUCACCAUGCUGAACCAAGCAAAACCUGCAAGUGGUGCAAGUACUGGUGAAUUGGAUACCAUCCAUGAGCGUUACAUGACCUGCCUGCGUGUCUACACUCAGCACAUGUAUCCCCAACAAGCGACCAGAUUUCAAGACUUACUAGUUAGAUUACCAGAGAUACAGUCUGCAGCAUCCCUACUUUUAGAAAGUAAGAUGUUCUACGUUCCUUUUUUACUAAAUUCCGCGAUUCAACGGUAGUAGUGCGCCUCUGCUGCUGCGUUUUAGGUGAAUUAAUUCGAAACUGAUGAAAAAAGACCGUAAACGUCGAUAAUGUACAUAAAUAAAAAAAUCGUUUAUAACUAUUUCAGAUGGGAAAAAACUGCCGGAUAUAUGUAUGUUAUGAAAAUAUUUUUUUCUAUUCGUAUCGAUGUUCGAUUCUAAUCAGUAUAUGACCCUUGUUGUCAUUUCAUGCUAGCAUCUCCUGCGGCUGUAGAUUUCCUGCCACACUCCACCUGUGUUGUUUUGAGCGGUUUUAUGGUGGGAAAUUUACGUUCCGAUCAUUUAGUGUAAGUGGGCGCUCGCAAUUGGACCCAUUUGUAAAGACUUGCAUUCUCAUGCACUUGACUUACCCUAGUUUAACUUUGAAGAAUUUUUCGUUUUCCCCACGCAAUUCCGAUUAAACUUUACCGAGUUAUCAAAUCAGGGUGGCCAAGAAUCCCGAUUGUUGGCUCAGCAAUAGUACUUUGUAUAAUGCAUUAAAAAACCCCGCGUAUCAGACAUCUGAAUCCAUGAAGUACAAAAGCGCAUUGCCAGUCGAUUUUAAUCGGCAUCUAUGAAUAUUUUCAUUGAGUUUUCUUGGCGAGAAAAAUUCUUCAAAGGUGUUGGUUUUGAGCAAGGUCUCCCUUUGAAAGCCCGGUUGUAUUCUUAAACUGUUUCCGUUUCGCAAGGAGUCAAUAGAAGCUUGCCUAAAUGACUUACCGGCAAGACCCUGCUCGAUUGCGAACUCUCGCAUUAAGCUGGGUAAAAAAAUAAGGAAAUUCCUUUUGACGCGAAGGUUAUCUGCGGAUUUCCGUUACAUAAGUCUGAGUAAGUUGCCUUGUUUAUGUGAGAAAUGGCAUUGUAGUCGGCUAGCUUACCAUUUUUACGAUUAAGUUACAUCACACAAUGUCCAGCUUUCGCGCCUCAUCCAAUCAAUAUUAAAUUACUCAAACACUGCCACACUCAAAGUCUGAUUUUCACCGUUCACUGCCCCAAUCUCUGACUAGUUGAUUCUAUACCCAGAAAUCGAAAGAAAUCUCAUUGUAAAGCUACAAUGCCAUUGGUCUUACAUCGAAAAUUACCUUAUAAGCAUAUAUAUUUA